AUGGGUUGGAUAAUCGCCACCAGGAAUUUGGCAAAGGGCGCACGAUCCAAGGGCAAACGAAUCUACCACAAAGUUUUCGGACCUUCCCACAAGCAAUGGAAAAUGAUGAAGGACAUGCUGAACAUCUUGGUCCGGGACCAGAAGAUGGAAACAUCAUUGGCCCGAGCCAAGGAGCUGCAGCAAUAUGCAGAGGAAAUAGUCUUCCUUGCCAAGAAAAAUUCUCCGUACCAUGAUGGGCUUGUGGAAAGCAUGUUGACCUCUCCAGAGGCCAGAAGGAUACUCUAUGAGCGGAUGCUUCCGCGCUAUCAGGAUCGACACUUUCACUUUUCUCGAGUGCUGAACCAGUGGAGGUACAGAGAGCGAGACACGACACCGAUGGCUAUCAUCGAGUAUGUCGACCGACCUGGUGAGCUGCGUCCUGCGAAUCCCGUGGGGGCGGCAAGGAAGCAGCACGUGGCGAUGGA
This is a messenger RNA of Symbiodinium necroappetens, 464 nucleotides long. The record is from the annotation of a GenBank genome assembly. Lineage: Eukaryota; Dinophyceae; Suessiales; Symbiodiniaceae.